Molecule: messenger RNA, 1738 nt
Organism: Xenopus tropicalis (tropical clawed frog)
Lineage: Eukaryota; Metazoa; Chordata; Amphibia; Anura; Pipidae
Gene: ptges2
Product: prostaglandin E synthase 2
Exons: 7
Coding region: 42-1199 (385 amino acids)
Biological process (GO): prostaglandin biosynthetic process
Cellular component (GO): endomembrane system
Molecular function (GO): prostaglandin-E synthase activity; catalytic activity
Source: RefSeq, a predicted model, not a curated record
AGGUGCUAGCAUGUAGUGGGCGGGGCGUAGCUAGAGGCAAGAUGGCUGCGUACACAGCCGGGUUGUUUGGGGCAAGCACUAGGCGGCUUGUGCUGCCUCAGCGCUUGACAGGGGUUGUAAUGGGGGCGGCGCAAACCGGCCGGUGUCUUUCUUUCCCCUCGGUAUCAGGCGGUGGGUCCCUGAUUGUGUCUGGUCUGGGUGCCAGGGCUCACAUGAGCCUGGGGACUCGCAGUCACCUUCCCUUGUAUAGGGCAGUGGGCAAGAGCAACCUUCCAUUAGUUGGCCCCACCUGCCCGGUAGUGAGGGGCUUUAGAGCCGGUGGGUGGUGGAAGGACUCAGACAGAAGGACUAGGAAGCUGCUGGGUUUGGCCUUUGUGCUGGGGGGCUCUCUGGGGGUAUUCCAGGCGCUCCAGUCCUCCUUGGGGGAACAGAGGGCAGAGGAGGAGCAGCAGGCCACGGACGGCACGCUCAAGCUGACCCUAUACCAGUACAAAACCUGCCCGUUCUGCAGCAAAGUGCGUGCCUUCCUCGAUUUUUAUCAGCUGCCUCAUGAGAUCGUAGAGGUCAAUCCAGUCAUGAGACGAGAGAUAAAGUUCUCCAGCUACAGAAAGGUUCCCAUUCUGAUUGCCGACUCCAGCUCUUCUUUGCAACUCAACGACUCCUCUGUUAUCAUCAGUGUGAUAAAGACUUUCCUUACCUCCAAGAAAAGCUUGGAGGAAAUCCUGUCCUAUUAUCCGUCAAUGAAAGCUGCGAAUGACCAGGGAAAGGAGGUGAUUGAAUACAAUAACAAGUAUUGGUUGAUGUUGGAUGAACGGGAGACCAAGCAAGUCUAUCCAACCAAAGAAUCCCGAGUUGAAGAAAUGAAAUGGCGCCGCUGGGCAGAUGAUUGGCUCGUACACCUCAUCUCUCCCAAUGUGUAUCGGACCCCCCAUGAAGCCCUCGCCUCCUUUGACUACAUUGUCCGAGAGGGAAACUUUGGCCCGGUGGAAGGCUUGUUUGCUAAAUAUGUAGGAGCAGUAGCCAUGUACAUAAUCGGCAAAAGGCUGAAGAGCAGGUGUGUGCAGGGCACCAUCUUCAGGAUGACGUGCGUCAGGAUCUGUAUGCCGCAGCCAAUGAUUGGGUGGCGGCCGUGGGCAAGCACAGGAAGUUUAUGGGAGGAUCUCAGCCCAACCUUGCUGACCUGGCUGUGUACGGGGUGAUGCGAGUGAUGGAGGGGCUGGAAUCAUUCGAUGAUAUGAUGACCAACACCAAGAUCAAGCCCUGGUAUGAGCGGAUGACCACGGCUGUUUAUAGCCCUGUAGAUUCACAGUGAGCCCCUGCCCUGAAGUAGAAAGCUGAUUGCACUGGACUCCUGCAGAAACCCAGGGAGGACCAAAGCCGAAGCACUUAAUUAAUCUUUACAUUAUCGAUUCAGCUGAAUGCUGGGAAAUCCCAGAAUGGAUUAUGCCUUUUGCAGAUGUCUUCUGCUUGCUGGGUUAGGAAACAGUUAAAAGAAAUUCUAUAGUGUGGUUUGGAUCUCAACAUCCUAUUCCUUAACAGAACUCUGUGUUUAGUGGCCCCUUUACUUUCUACAAACAUAAAGCUCAGUUUUAAUAUAACAAUAGCAUUUGGACUGCUGGACAGCGGAUGCGAUGCAUUCAAAGCACUUCCUAUAUCCAUGGACUAUUUCACUUGUUUCCUAAUUAGGAUAUUUUGGUCUUUGAAUUCAGCAAAAUCUCAAUAAACAGGUAGUACUGUA